Messenger RNA from Phycomyces blakesleeanus NRRL 1555(-), 378 nucleotides. RefSeq lists its product as hypothetical. The transcript has 2 exons. The coding region runs from base 1 to 378 and encodes 125 amino acids. The record is from RefSeq and is a predicted model, not a curated record. Lineage: Eukaryota; Fungi; Mucoromycota; Mucoromycetes; Mucorales; Phycomycetaceae.
AUGCCUUUUCAUGAGUUAGUGAAAAACAACUAUGGAAUAGACCGUAAUAUCGACCUACUGACACAAGAGAACCUUUUGCUUCACACAAAAAAGUUACCAAAGGCUACUGAUAGGGUAGCGUCUUUUGUUAGAUCCCAACAGUUAUUGGUAGAUGAUUUGUUGGCACUUGAACAUCAACGUUGUCUUGAAAUCCAAGAAUGCGUCCUUGAUAACCAAGUGAUCCGAAUAACAAUAAAACCACCAGGAAAUUCAUGGCGUCGAAUUAUUCACAAAUACUCUUCCUUUCGAUUUUUGUUCGAUCGGCAUCACGAAACAAAGCGUCAAAAGAACUUUGUAGCAUAUUACUAUCCACCCAUGAAACCAAGACAAUCAACAUGA